CGCCGAACCGCAGGCACCCGGCCGGCUCAGCCUGCGCCGGGCCGCCUCGCUCGCUCGGGGCUCGGCAGGCGGCCCGCGGGGUCCCGGAUCGCUGCGCCCGCAGCCGGAAACCACGGCAGGUGCUGACUUGAGACCCGGAGGCCCGCAAGACCUUCGGUCAUCUUUAGGGGAGGAAAUGCAGACAUAGAGGUACUGACCCCAGAAACGGAUCGGGAGGUUCCUGCUUGCCUGUGGUGUGACACUUUCCCAGCACUUUAUGGUAGCCCUCUCUGACCCCUCCACACCACUGUUCCACACAGCUCCUGAACCAUGGGAGAAAAUGAGGAUGAGAAGCAGGCCCAGGCCAGCCAGGUCUUCGAGAACUUUGUGCAAGCUACCACAUGCAAAGGCACGCUCCAGGCCUUCAACAUCCUCACCUGCCUCCUGGAUCUAGAUCCACUGGACCAUAGAAACUUCUACUCUCAGCUCAAGUCCAAGGUGAACACCUGGAAGGCCAAGGCUCUAUGGCACAAACUGGAUAAGCGCGGCUCCCACAAGGAAUACAAGCGAGGGAAAGCCUGCAUGAACACCAAGUGUCUCAUCAUUGGAGGAGGACCGUGUGGCUUGCGCACUGCCAUUGAACUUGCCUACCUGGGAGCCAAAGUGGUUGUAGUGGAGAAGAGGGACACCUUCUCCCGGAACAAUGUGCUGCACCUCUGGCCCUUUACCAUCCACGACCUGCGGGGCCUAGGAGCCAAGAAGUUCUAUGGGAAAUUCUGUGCUGGUUCCAUCGACCACAUCAGUAUCCGUCAACUACAGCUCAUCCUAUUCAAGGUGGCCCUGAUGCUGGGAGUGGAAAUCCAUGUGAAUGUGGAAUUCGUGAGGGUUCUAGAGCCUCCUGAAGACCAAGAAAAUCAAAAAGUCGGCUGGCGGGCAGAAUUCCUCCCUGCAGACCACGCCCUGUCUGACUUUGAGUUUGACGUCAUCGUUGGUGCUGACGGCCAUAGGAACACUCUGGAAGGGUUCAGGAGGAAGGAGUUCCGAGGGAAGCUGGCCAUUGCCAUCACUGCCAACUUCAUAAACAGGAACAGCACGGCCGAGGCCAAGGUGGAGGAGAUCAGUGGCGUGGCCUUCAUCUUCAACCAGAAGUUCUUUCAGGACCUUAAAGAAGAAACAGGGAUUGAUCUCGAGAACAUUGUUUACUACAAGGACUGUACCCACUACUUUGUCAUGACGGCCAAGAAGCAGAGCCUGCUGGACAAAGGCGUCAUCAUUAAUGACUACAUUGACACAGAGAUGCUACUGUGUACGGAGAACGUGAACCAGGAUAAUCUGCUCUCCUACGCCCGUGAGGCUGCGGAUUUUGCCACCAAUUACCAGCUGCCAUCCUUAGACUUUGCCAUAAAUCACAAUGGGCAGCCUGAUGUGGCCAUGUUCGACUUCACCUCCAUGUACGCCUCAGAGAACGCAGCCCUGAUGCGAGAGCGCCAGGCCCACCAGCUGCUCGUGGCCCUUGUGGGCGACAGCUUGCUUGAGCCAUUUUGGCCCAUGGGCACAGGCUGUGCCCGGGGCUUCCUGGCAGCCUUUGACACAGCGUGGAUGGUGAAGAGCUGGGACCAGGGCACCCCUCCCCUGGAGGUGCUGGCUGAAAGAGAAAGUCUUUACCGGCUGUUACCUCAGACAACCCCAGAGAACAUCAACAAAAAUUUUGAACAGUAUACAUUGGACCCAGCAACACGGUACCCAAACCUCAACUUGCACUGUGUCAGGCCUCACCAGGUGAAGCAUUUGUACAUCACUAAGGAGCUGGACAGCUUCUCUCAAGAGAGAUGGGGCUCAGUGAGGAGAUCCGUUAGCCUCUCCAGGCGGGAGUCAGACAUCCGGCCUAACAAGCUCUUAACCUGGUGCCAGCAGCAGACCGAGGGGUACCAGCACGUCCAUGUCACCGACCUGACCACAUCCUGGCGCAGUGGUCUGGCUCUGUGUGCCAUCAUCCACCGCUUCCGGCCAGAGCUGAUCAACUUUGACUCACUGAAUGAAGACGACACAGUGGAGAACAAUCAGCUGGCAUUUGAUGUGGCCAAGCGUGAGUUUGGGAUCCUGCCUGUGACUACAGGAAAAGAGAUGGCGUCUACUCAGGAGCCCGACAAACUCAGCAUGGUCAUGUACCUCUCCAAGUUCUAUGAGCUCUUCCGGGGCACCCCGCUGAGACCCAUGGAUUCUUGGCGUAAAAACUAUGGAGAAUAUGCUGACUUCGGCUUGGGCAAAUCAUUCAUUCCUAAUAACUAUCUCAACCUCACAUUUCCCAGGAAGAGGACCCCACGGGUAGACACCCAGACUGAAGAGAACGACAUGAAUAAGAGGAGACGACAGGGCGUCAACAACCUGGAAGAGCUGCCGGCCUUCUCCAGCCGUAGCUUGGGCUCCAGUCAAGAGUGCGCUAGAGAAGGCGGCAAUCAGAACAAAGUCAAGUCCAUGGCCAACCAGCUGCUAGCCAAGUUUGAGGAGAACACACGGAACUCUGCAGCCCUGAAACAGGACUGCCGCCGGCUCUCAGGCACAGGUAAGCCUGUCUUGUGCUCUGCCUCUCGCCCUCCUGGUACCUCUCGCUGCCCCAAGCUGGAGGAGUCAACUCCCAAGCUUCCACCUCCUCUGAAAAGGCAGUUCUCCUCCGUGGUGGCGACAGGACAGGUACUCAGAGAACUCAAUCAAGUACCUGCUAGUGGCGAGUGCCCAAGCAGACCCUGGAGAGCCAGGGCCAAGUCAGACCUGCAACUGGGCGGGGCUGAAAAUCUCGCCACGCUGCCUCCCACCUGCCACGGGGCCCUGGCCCUGUCCGGGGUGCUGCGGCGACUGCAGGAAGUAGAAGAAAAGGUCCUUCAGAAGAGGGCCCAGAACUUGGCUAACAGGGAAUUUCACAAAAAGAACAUUAAAGAGAAGGCAGCUCACCUGGCCUCCAUGUUUGGACACGGGGAUUUACCACAGGAUAAACUCCUGUCUAAACGUCUGCCUCACACUCAUCCUCCAUCUCCUCCCUCUUGCCUUCCGUCUCCUGAUCCAGCUGCUCCUUCCUCUCCACCAGCUGCCGACUCUGUUUCUCCUGCCAGAAAGGAUGAUUUAGGUGGCAGUGCAGAAGUCAGCUUGGAGGAAGAGAGGCAAGAAAUGAGCUGUGACGCAGUGGAUAGUGAAGGGUUCCGUGGACGAGAACUAGUUUGCAUCUGCGGCACAUUUUUAACCUCCAGGAUGAGUGAGUCCCCAGCCAAACUGUGCUCUGCGGAACAAUCUGUUGGCCAGGCUCCUGCAGAGCUCACAGUAGGGAAAGUGUCCAGCGGAAUAGGGGCUGCAGCUGAAGUUCUGGUCAAUCUGUACUUGAAUGAUCACAGACCUAAGACACAGGCCACCUCUCCAGACCUGGAAUCCGUGAAAAGGACAUUUCCCCUGAGCCUGGGCGGCAGUGACACCUGCUACUUUUGUAAGAAGCGUGUGUACGUGAUGGAGCGGCUGAGUGCUGAGGGUCACUUUUUCCACCGCGAGUGCUUCCGCUGCAGCGUCUGCACCACCACCCUGCGCCUGGCCGCCUAUGCCUUUGACUGCGAUGAAGGCAAAUUUUACUGCAAGCCCCAUUUCAUCCAUUGUAAAACCAACAGCAAACAGCGGAAGAGACGGGCAGAGCUGAAGCAGCAAAGAGAGGAGGAAGGCACUUGGCAGGAACGGGAAGCACCUCGGAGAGACACCCCCACGGAAAGCUCUUGCGCAGUGGCGGCCAUCAGCACGCCAGAAGGCAGCCCCCCAGGUAUCUCCACCUCCUUCUUUAGGAAGGCACUGAGCUGGCCUUUCAGGCUGACAAGAGGCCUGCUCGACCUGCCCCGGAGCCUGCUUAGGUGGAUGCAGGGACUCCUGAAUGCUGCUGGCCACCAUGUCAGGGACAAUGCUUACAACUACUGCUUCACGUUUGAGCUCCUGUGCCUGGGGCUGCUGCUUCUCUGGGCCUUCUCCGAGGUCCUGGGUGCCAUGUACAGGGAGUCUGAGGAAUCCCUGGCGAGCAUCCGCAGCUGGUUUCUCAGGUUCAUCCCAGUGAAGCUGCAGUGAGGUAAAUGCUGCCCCACAGUGCCCUAACAUUUCCAAGUGUAGACUGCGACAUUUGUAGUUUGCGCAGGCUCUGGCCAGCAUCUGUAACCAAUUAGCUCCAAGCCAAAGAGUCCCACGUUGGCCGCCUCCACCUGGCUUUGACAGGGUCGAGCAUCUAUUCAUGGUGCUAGGGCCAGGGACAACAUGAAGGAUUUUUUUUUUUAACAGCUUUGUAUUGUUUUGUCUUUUCAUACCAAAGCGAGCCAUAUUUCUGGGUUUACAUUUCAAUUUUUAACUUUUCAUAAGCCAAAAAGAAAGCAUUAUUUUUCUACAAGUAUCAAUACUUCUAACCGUUUUAACUUUUAUCACCAGUUUUACAAGGCCCUCCAACUUGGCAAUGUGUUGAGAUUUAUUGUUGCCAGCAGAGUUAAUGAGCUGAGACUUUAGAGCCACAAAACAGAGAGAGCCAUCACCAGACCAAUGCCUUUCGGUUUUGCAAAAAGAUGUCACCUGUUCACAGUGGGUGCUGCGUUUGUUUGUUUGUUUUCAAGAACACAUAUAUGUACAAUCAGUGAGGUUAAAAGGAAGAAGUAGAGGGGUAGAAUAAACCAAAAUGAACCGAAGCACACAGCAGUGUGUCAGUGCUCUGUCCCUGGGGUUGGGGAGAGGUAUUUUACCCCUAUCUUUUGAAGUCAAGAAGCCUGAAGGCUUUCCCUCAUGCCCACCAAUCACAGCCAAUGGUAUAUAGCACCACAGGGCUACUGCACUGCGAGCAUCCAUCCCCACCCCCACUCCACUAAUGGGUACUGCAGUGAAGCCCGUUGGCACUUAGACCUGAAUAGCUCUGUCAGGCUGAGGUAAUGCUGAGGACAAACUAUUUCAGAUGGUGUCUGUUUCACCCCUAUCUACUCCCCAACCCAGGCUGCAGACAGAGCCAAAGCCGCUCAGGUCCAUCAUGGUCAGGCUGUCUCUCCCUGGUGUCCUUUGAACCUGAGGAUACUUGCUGGCCCCGAUCAGUGAGCCUUGCUGGUGGUCUCCUGGCUGCUCAGUCACAUGGCUGCCUUGCAUAUUUUACCCACACAGUCAGAGAGCCUUCUCCUAGUGCCCCAGAAAAAGAAAAGUGUCUGGUCUUGGGGUGGCUUCAAGCCCGUAAGUGUUUUCUACUCUGGAUGUCUGGAAAAGCCUGCAGAUAUCCUCACCCAACUCUGAUGCUCAGCUUGUGCAGCAUGAUGAGCAACUGGAGGGCUGCUGAGGGCCUUCUAGGUACUCAGGGGAUCUGCCGUCACUGGGUACCGUACAGCUAUGGAGAGCUGUGACCACUAGAGCACCCUCCAAGAUAAAGGUCUGCUUAAAGACAGGCCGGCUUGAAAGCUUUGACAUAAGUUUCUGUAAGGGGAAAGAGGGGCGCAUUUCUAGAGACUCUGUCCUGAAGCCAUGGGAAAGACAGGGCAUGGCUGGGUUCAAGUCUGUGGGGACCAGCACCCCUGACCUUGUUGGAUCUGUUGCCAGUGUGAUGACGUACAUUGUAUUUGCCCCGCUUGUAGCUGGGGUUUUAAUGGUCAAGCAUGGUGGGAGAAGCCCUUGAGUCCUAUUAUGUUUCAUUAUGCCCCAUGAACUCUUGAGGUCAGAUUAUAGUGAUUUUCUCCAGCUCAGGGUGGGCUGAGAUGCUCUGUGGAAUGCUCUGGGAAGCCAGAGUGAACUCUCUAAAAAAAAUGUCAUUUAUAGCCACAAGGAAGCUGGUUUGAAUUACUCUGGUAGACAGGGUGUGUCUGUCACAAGGCCCAGACAUCUAUAUGUUUUGAGACCUUGAACCUUCCUGGUGGGCAACAGCAGGGGCAGGUCCUGGGAGACACAUACUCCAGAAACAAAUUUGCCUCAAGGAUGAGGAUGAAACCCCAGAGUACCAUGGAGGGGCUGGGGGUUAGCGGGGCCAAAGGUCCUGGGAACAUUUGUGGACAAGAGCGGGGUUUUGUGGAUGUGCAGACCCCGCGCAUCCACUCUUGGAAAUGAAUGGCUGGCCGCCACCAGGAAGGUCUGUGUCUCCUAAGCAAGCAGGCAUUUGUGGGGGACAGUGGUUGCUCUCUUGUCACCUCCAGGGCCUUUUCCUCUUGUGAUGUUGUUCUGCUCCCUCGCUAAAACCUCCUUUCUGUCUUUCUCUUCCCAACCUCACACUGUGGCCGCCAGUGCGUUUCAGCCUUCCCGUCCUACACCCACUUCUUGGCUGACACUCCUGCUCUAAGGUGACUCAUUUUCUUGGCAAUUUUCGGAGAGAGGUACUAACCCCUAACCCGCUUUCCGCACCCCAUCCUCUGCGUCGAUGGUACUGGGUAGCACUAACUGUGUCUUGCACUCUAACAGACUCCCUAAGGAAUGAGUGGUUAACAGCAUGGGGUGGGGGUCAGCUUGAAAGCUGUGUUCUGCCUUCCCUUCUUUGGAGCCCAGCCAGCAGCCUGGGUCCACAACAAGUGCAUGCCCCCCCUUGCCUCGCUGGCCUCUAUGCAUGCUUUCUCUGCUGCACCUUCAAAGGCUCUUGUCUUCUUGGGAGGGUCCGCCAUGAUUGUGAGACAAUACCGUAUAAGGAGGGCUCUGUGGCCUUUGAAAACAUUUCUGUUUAGUGACCUUUUGAAAAGAACCUGUCUAGGAAUAUCUUCUUCAGCCAGUUCUAAUCCAAAGAUUACCAAUGCCUUUGAUUGGAACCAUAAGUGACUCAGUGUGGCGAGGUUUUAAAAGUGGGCUUGUUCCCAGACUCUGUGACCAGUUUGACCCAUGCUUUGUGCUGUGACUACAAUGAGGCUAGCAAGCCCUUCCUCUGUUUCAGCAGAGUUAAUCCUAGGGCCUUGCCAUGCCUUUCAUAUGCCUCUGGGCUCUUACGUCCAUACUGGUUCAGAAGCUUUAAUCAGAGCAGUCACGGUCGCAGGACAAGCGCUGGCUUUCAGAAAUAACCCAGGUCAGCCAUUGUCAAUGGUCCUGUCAAUCUAUCUAAAGCCCACAGUCCCUCUGCUCACCUACCUGGACCAGUGGGAUGGUCAUGUGCUACUACAAAAAGUGGUCGCAUGGAGGGCAGAGAGCAGUGUGAGUCUAGCCCCACCCACAUCCUCAGACGGUGGUCAGAGUCCGUCUGCCUGUAGCUAGAGCUACCCUGCCCUCGGCUUCUGCCCAGCCCUGCAUGCUGCACUUGCCUGCUGCACUGGCGCAGAGCCCAGCCAAUACAAAGCCCUCUCCUCUCCUCUCUUCUCUUCCAGCAUUCCCCCUCUAAAAUGUCAACCAAAGAGAGCCCCCCUUGCUCUCAGCCUCUUUAGCUAGCCUUCCCCCCCCCCCCCCCCAUCUCAUGGCAAGGCAUGUCUGUGACCCUAGAGAAUUCAUUUACAGUGCCAUAUGGAACCCUGUAUUUUACACACAGCAAAAUGAUGUCUAGGUUUAUUUAUGAUAUUUGAUGCUGUAAAUGAAAAUAAAUAUGGUUCUUUAUAAA
Molecule: messenger RNA, 7516 nt
Organism: Peromyscus maniculatus bairdii (prairie deer mouse)
Lineage: Eukaryota; Metazoa; Chordata; Mammalia; Rodentia; Cricetidae
Source: RefSeq, a predicted model, not a curated record